CUUUCGGGAUCUGCAGUCCCAGCGAGGGCGAGAGGCGGGCGGGCGGGAGCGGCGCAGACUCCGCUUCCCGUCGGGCCGCGCGGCCCCAUUGUGGCUACGCUCGCACCCCAUUGGCUGGCGGCCGGAGCCGGGCCUCGCUCCCCGCCCGCUGACACAAAGCGAAUCCAAGAUGGCGGAUGCGGGCGCGGGGAGCCUGCACGGGGGGGACGCGGCGCUGCCGUGCCCGCCCGAGGAGCAGGAGCUGAGCCAGCGCCUCCGCCGCCUGUACCCCGCCGUCAACCAGGAGGAGACGCCGCUGCCGCGGUCCUGGAGCCCCAAGGACAAGUACAACUACAUCGGCCUCUCGCAGGGCAACCUGCGCGUCCACUACAAAGGUCACGGUAAAAAUCACAAAGAUGCUGCCUCGGUCAGGGCUACGCACCCUAUACCUGCAGCCUGUGGCAUUUAUUACUUUGAAGUGAAGAUCGUCAGUAAAGGUAGAGAUGGGUACAUGGGAAUAGGACUUUCUGCUCAAGGGGUCAACAUGAACAGGCUUCCUGGAUGGGAUAAACAUUCUUAUGGGUACCACGGUGAUGACGGGCACUCCUUCUGUUCUUCAGGGACAGGACAGCCCUAUGGGCCUACAUUCACCACUGGAGAUGUGAUCGGCUGCUGUGUUAACCUUAUCAACAAUACGUGCUUUUACACAAAAAAUGGCCACAGUUUAGGUAUAGCCUUUACAGACCUCCCUUCCAAUCUCUACCCUACAGUGGGUCUCCAGACUCCAGGAGAGAUAGUCGAUGCCAACUUUGGGCAGCAGCCAUUUGUGUUCGACAUUGAGGACUACAUGAGGGAGUGGCGAGCGAAGAUUCAGAGCACCAUUAAGCGGUUUCCCAUAGGAGACAGACUAGGCGAGUGGCAAGCCAUGCUGCAGAAUAUGGUUUCGUCGUAUUUGGUUCAUCAUGGGUACUGUUCAACAGCAACUGCCUUUGCCAGAGUCACAGACACCACAAUCCAGGAAGAACAGACCUCAAUAAAGAAUAGACAAAGAAUACAGAAGCUAGUAUUAGCAGGCAGAGUGGGAGAGGCUAUAGAAGCCACCCAGCAGCUCUAUCCUGGCCUCCUAGAACAUAACCCCAACCUGCUCUUCAUGUUAAAGUGUCGGCAGUUUGUGGAGAUGGUGAAUGGGACAGACAGUGAAGUACGUUGUUUCAGCGCCCGCAGCCCCAGAUCCCAGGACAGUUACCCCGGGUCCCCCAGCUUAAGUCCUAGACAUGGAUCAAGCAACUCACACGUUCAUAGUACCGGAGCAGAUAGUCCAACCUGUAGCAAUGGAGUCAUGUCCACAAAAAGCAAACAGAGUCACAGUAAAUAUCCAACACUGAGUUCAUCAUCUUCAUCUUCCUCCUCCUCCUCCCCCUCAUCUGUGAACUACUCUGAGUCCAAUUCUACAGAUUCUACCAAAUCUCAGCAGCACAGUAGUACGAGUAACCAAGAAACCAGUGACAGCGAGAUGGAAAUGGAAGCUGAGCAUUACCCCAACGGAGUCCUGGAAAAUUCAUCCACCAGGAUAAUGAAUGGCACCUACAAACAUGAAGAGAUCCUGCAGACAGAUGAAUCCAGCAUGGAAGACAGCUGCCCUCAGAGGCAGCUCUGUGGAGGGAACCAUGCUGCCACAGAGCGAAUGAUCCAAUUUGGACGGGAGCUGCAGAUGCUGAGCGAGCAGCUUUGCAGAGAAUAUGGGAAGAACACAGUGCACAAAAAGAUGCUUCAGGAUGCAUUUAGCUUGUUAGCUUACUCAGACCCUUGGAACUGCCCCGUUGGUCAACAGCUGGACCCGAUCCAGAGGGAACCUGUGUGUGCUGCUCUUAAUAGUGCUAUAUUGGAAUCUCAGAACCUGCCAAAGCAGCCCCCGCUGAUGCUUGCCCUGGGCCAGGCCUCGGAGUGUUUGCGGCUCAUGGCUCGCGUGGGCUUGGGCUCCUGCUCCUUUGCCAGAGUAGACGACUAUUUGCACUAGCCACCAGAGCAAGAUGGAGUUGACAUCGUUGAGUGCUGCCCUUCACCCUCUGUUGCUGCCACUCUACACCACCACCUCAUUCGAUAGCCUGACCUUCUUGCCACCAACACCCCCUCUAGCACACACACACACAGCGCCUGUGAAAGGAUUGAGUGAGUCCCUCACUGUGUGGCUAUUCCUGACCCCAGGAACGACUGGCAGAUCUUACCUGUCUCCCUGCCAUUGCUGCAGCUCCAGCGGCACUCAGUAUUUCGCUGGUUAUUCUAAUGUAGCGCCUUCCGAUGUAGGGAUUUCUCUUUAUUUUGAUUUGAGUUGUUUCUCAUGGAUCCACCAAUAUUUUAUCUGGAGAGUUUUGCUGAGCUGGUUUAUGCUGAUUUACUGAGGAAGCUCAUCAAGUUGGUGACAGCUUGUUCUUUUCUUCCCUUCUCCCUCCAUCAUGCACAUACAGCAUCAUCUUCUGUGCUAGUUAUCUGAACUCUUCUUGCAGUGGCAGUUCAGAGGGAUUUUUUUUUUAUUUUAUUUGAAUCCUGUUUAUUAAAAAGGUCUCUUCCACCUCCACAAAGUCAUUGAUGUAUUUAUUGCCCACAGACUCGGUCCCAGCCAUGCACAUCAUACAACCCUGCAGGAGACCUGGUGAGGUAGGUCCUGUCACGCACUAAUGAUGGGAGUUAGAGGAGCUUGGUCCUUCAUGGUGCAUGCCUCUCUUCAGAGUACAAGGCUCUCAAAUGCUUGUCUUUGUGAGUGCGAAGAGAAGAAGACUUGACAUUGCCUAUGUUAGUGGCUGCACUGUAGAAGCAUCUAGCAGCCCUGAGAAAUAGGUAAAUCCAGCUCUCACAGGAGCUAGAGGGACAGGACUGACAAAUAUGAAGUCAUCUACCACUGUAUUGGUAGAAGCAGGUGAUGUUAGCCUGCAAGAAAUAUCCGUGGGUGCUGCCCGGUUGGGCUGUCAGUUUUUGUGUUAAAUCACAAAUGCCCCUUUUUCUCCAUAUAAGAGGGCUCUGUCACUAAGACUCAAAAAUAGUAAUAUUUACUGACCCCCUCCAGGUAACACUGAUCUAAAUGAGCACUUCUAAAUUUUGGAAGUGUCUUGAGAACACUAGUGUGAACUGUGCUCACCCCUGCAGGUGGCACAUGCCAAGAUCAAGUUGCAGGUUAAGGUCAGUACUAGCUUUGUAAGGUCUGAGCCAGUCAGAAGGGUGCAGCAAUGUUUCUUUAAGGAUUACUAAGAAAAUUAUUUUAGUUUCAGGCCCAAAAGUGACCAGCAAGGAUCUGUGGGUGAGUAACCUCCAAGUAAGAUGGACUAAUGUGUCCCUGCUACAAUGUGUAUCAGGCCCAGGGACUCAAGUGCUGCUAAGCUUUUGGCAUUCAAACCAUCUGCCUGUAAGUGUUUCUGAGUGUGUACUCUUAACUGGUGAGGCUGUGUAGCAGGACCACAUGCUUUGCAUCCUCUGGUGUACCAUUAGGAGACUUCAGGUUCAGUCUGGCUGCAUGGGAGGAAUUGUAAUUCUGCACCAAAUGAAUUUUAGGUCAGUAGCUCUGAGGAGGGCCCAGGGGAGCUCAGACCCAACAUGUAUUUUACUGCUGUUCAUGAAUAAUUUUUUUUUUUGGAAGGGUCAAUGAAAGAAGAACAGAUUGUAUUGAAGUUUGCCCUUAAAAUGGAGGUUAGCCUGUGCCAGGGCUUCGAGGAGCAAGAGAGCUUGUGUGCCACUGAAGAAAGGAAGGUGUUGUGUGACCUCUGUGCAGUAGCCCAGAGCCUUAAGGAUUUUCUGCAUUUGCAGGCUUGAUUUGCAGCUGGAACAUGAUGUCUGAAAUCAGGGCAGAGUAGGGGGGCAUGUGUCCCCCGGACUGCAGAAGACGACUGUGGCAGUGAAGGCACAGAUGGUGUUGGAGGUGGUUGGGAACACCUAUCGCUACCUUUUGGUGAAGGUACACAAUGUGUAGAGGCAGUCCUAGAGCCAUGGUGGCCUAAGAAAACAGGCAACACGAGGUUUAGAGAUGGAGGAGAUAUUUUUAUUAGAUCAACUCGUAUAGUUGAAAAAAGCAGAGGGAACUCUGCUUGUUGUCCUAGCAAUGGAUAUUACCUCAGGCUGCAGUCCUUACCUCGCUGCAAUUCCAGAGACGCUUUAACUCGGUGGGCAGGCUUGCUUUCUGAAGCCUCUUGAUGCCGGACCUGCCAGGCUGCCCAGCCUAACCCAUCGUGCCCCAGUGCUGUUGCUGAACCUGAGGCAGCAUGUGAACUUGGCCUGGUGAGAGAUUCUUCUGCAGGCUCUCUGUUUCUUAGACCCAGGCUUAUGGCACACUGAUGGGCUGAUUGUGGGUGCUUAGGUUGGAAAUACCCUAGUACCUGGCUUUGCCUUUCACAUUUGGCAACUUUCUCUGCUGUUGGUCACCAUUUAGCUUGCUGCUGUCUGACUGCAGUUGGACCUCUCUCUCAUCUUUGUAGCAACACCAUCUUUAUCUCUGAGGUUUUUUUUGUUCGUUCUCUUUGUGGUUCUUUUAAGCCAAGUCUCUUUGUCAUGUGUCAUAUUAAUGCCCAACUUGGAGUCUCAGCAAAGCUGUGCUGACUAUCCUAGAGCAUUUUUUUUGUUUUGGUUUCCCUUUCACUAUAAAAAAGCCCAUGCAGUGCUCCUAGAUACCUGGUUAUUCUGGUGCCAAGAAAUGUGUGAUGGGAUGGUCUCUCUGGCUUCUCAUGGAGAGAGACCUGUGGUAGAAAUCAUCUUGCUGUUCUGUACGUUGUUAGUGCUGAGAGGCCACACUCUUGAUGAUUAAUUGUGAGUCACUCUCUGACACUGACGAUGUGCAUCACAUAGUGGCAGUAGAUCCCAGUAGACUAGACAGCAGUGAUGCUGUCCACUUCUUGCACUCAAACCAAUAGUACUAGCUUGAGUUGUUUUUCUCUUUGCACUUGUUCCAGUUCCUAACUGGCCUCACAGCUGUAACUGACACCCAUCGCUGCUUCCAGCUUCUUGCCAGCUCUUGUACCUGGUGUCCUGAUUCUGUUUUUUGAGGAGUGCAAAGGCUUUUCUGCUGUGACGUAUCUGUCCCAUACCUGUUACUUGGGGGUUUUUUUGUUUCAAGUGUUCUUGCGGUUUCACUAGGGGUUUCUGCUUGUUGUGCUCAGUCCUGACUAACAUGGCCAUGACUCAGUGUGGGGAAGGUGAGUGUGUUUGCGGUGUGUGGUGGGGCAUAGGUGUAGGCUUCAACCUACCACGGAUUGCUAGAUGAGAUUUCUGACUUGGUUUUCCCGGGUAAUUUUUCAAAGCCUCUUGGUGUUUGAGUGUCCUUGGCUGCUCCUUGAUGGUUCAUGUCAGCUGAGACUUGGUUUGAAUUGUUGCAGUCUUUUUAAAAAGUGAACAGAACUAAACUGAAUUGAGGUCUUUAACUUUGAGUGUGGUUGUACACCACCAGAGGCUACGUGCAGUUUAAAAAUUACUUUUAUAAAAGUGAUUUGGGAUUUGUUAUUCUAAGUGCCUCAUGCUUUGCUCAGAAACAGAUGAACUAAGAACACCCCAGCUGAGACUCUGCUUCAUCUGGGCAGUCCCUCACAGUGUCACUUCUCCCAAGAGUCCUUCAGUAAAGCCGUGUAAAUGAUUGUGUAGCCUGUAGUAGAAACUGCUGGCUUCCCAUUUCUUGGUGAGGGUGACAAGGUCUCAGCUAUGUCCCUGUGUUACAAUGCUGAUGGCAUUGGAUAUACGGCUUCCAUCACAUGAGAUUGACACGUAGGUUGCUCUCUGCUGGGCUGACUUUAGAUCCUAGAAGAAGGUUUUCCAAACCACAGCCAGACACUGCUCACAGGCAACAUUUCUCACCAUGCAGCCCCAAGAGAGGCUUUCUAGCUGUGGCAUCCUUCCCCAGACACGUGAAAUGCUGCAGCUGUAACAACUAAACCUCUUCCAGCUCUGCCAUGUCUGCACACUCAGAGGGUCUCAGCUCUCCACUGAUCAGUCCAGAGUCACCACCAAAGAGUUGUAAUCUACAGAGUGGCAAGCAUACUCCAGCUAUGUACUCUGGAUACCAACCACUCCACCUGCCUUCCUCAAACUCAGCAUUGCAGCAAGGGCCUCUCAGAAGGAUAACAUUUCCCAGGGACCUGGUGAAAACCUGUUUUCAAGGGUGGUGAACUGCAGCCCUGCACAUCAUGGGCUUUGGUUUUGAGCCUAAUGCCCUGCCUGUUAAGUGGCCGUUUGAAAACAACAUUUUGGGAACUCCAGACCUGGAGCCUUGGUUAAAGCGUCCUUCAGGGGUUCUGUGGGGAGAGCUUCAUGGAGCUGAAUUACAUCACCAGGCUUUUCUCCCCACGGUCAAGGGUUUCUGCUGUCCCCACAAGCAGUGAGUGAGAGCAGUCACAUCAACAGUAACAUGGGAGAACUUCAGAGUGAGACAAGAUGAAGGAUCAAUUUGAGAGUCGCAGGCAUUGGAGUUGCUGGGAUAAGUGUUUCUGGGAGGUGUAUCCACCUCAUACACCUUGUACUCCAGCCUCUGACCAUCUUAGUGGCCGCUGCUGAGUGCAUUCCAGUUUGUGGACAUCUCUCCUGUACCCGGGGAGCCAAAUCUUGUUCCUUUUGGUUCCUAUUGUUCCUCUUGGAACCAUCUUGUUGGAGAUGAUUCCUCUUAAUUCUUCUUGAUUCCUCUGUGAUCCUAUCCUAGCAGGUGUUUAACAAAAGCUGAUACAAGAUGUACAGGGUUGAGUGAGCUCUCAGUCAUCUCUCCUGUGAGCAGGGAGGGCAACAGUCUAUUUCCCGUGCAUCCUUAAAAGUGCUCUCAGGGCCAGCUUGUUUUGGGAAAACUUCUUACUGCUACCAGGUCUCCCUUUUUGCUCCUUUGCCUCCCACAAUCCCGGUAUUCUCCCACCUGUGUGACUACCAGAAGUGGUAUCUGCAGUGGUUGGUGCUGCAGGAGCUGCUUUGAGACCAGGGUCAGCUCUGUGGCUCGGCCAACAACAUGUUUGUCAAGCCUAGACAUGGCAACUCCAGCUGCUUUUCCUGGGCUUGCUUCUGCUGCGCUGGCCUAAAGGGGGCAUGCGACGAUCCCUUUUUGUCACCGUACAGGAUCCCAUCAGCCUGCAGCUGGGCUGGCUGUAGCACUUCUGCCGUUCUUUUGGAGUCUGGUUAGAAAUUGAGCCUUUGCGUGUGGCUAGCAGAAUAGAGAGGGACCUCCAAAGUGAAGCACCGGGUACGUGGCAUCCAGCUGUUGCGGGGAGGUUGUCCAGUGGCUGCUCUCCCUCCCCUCCAGCCCCCGAUGUGUACCAGAACUAGCUCAUUGCUUUGGGACACGUGGAAUCUGUGUGGUUAUCAGUGCUAUAGCCUGUUUUUAUUUCCAACAUCCUGGUGGUACUCACUGAGCUGCUGCCGACCUGAUGUGGACACCAGGAGAUGCAGCUGUGGCUGCCGUGGAGAAUGGGCCCCUUCAGUAUAGUACCUCAUGGUUGCAUACACCUAGAAUUUUCCCAUCUGCUUCCUUAUUCUGUCUGUUUUUUUACAGUGACAUCUCAACCUGUCCUCAAGCUGUGUCCUUAUUUUUCUCAUAGUCUUAUUAAGGCAUCUUUACCAUUCUUUAAAUAGCUUUGUUCUUGAGGCUCCCUUGAACAACUGGAACAACCAGAGCUGGUGUAACUAGCUCUGGGGAUUGAAUUUAACAUUUUCCUCCUUAGGCAUCAGGGAUGGUGAACCAUCUCCUUCUCCAGCAAAGCAAACCUUGUUGGAUUGCUGUGAUGCUGCUGUGCUUUGGUACCUGUCUUUCUUAAUACUCACAUAGCAUGUGUUGCUUAGAUGCAAGUUUCAGAGUUCCUUCUGGCGUCAUGGGGUUGAUUGAGAAGGUGAACCAUGGUAGCCAGGCUAUAUAGCAGCAUGUAAAUGCCACGAAGCUGCAUGGUGCACAACACAGUAUGGGGAUGUUCUUUCUGUGAAGAAGCAGUGUGCAGACUUCACCUGCCCCACAGGGUGGCAGGCGGAGAGGUCCUGGGCGCAGUGGGGCCCCAUGGAGCUGGUCACAGCAUGAGAGAAGGAACACGUUCCUUGAAAAGGUGAUCCAGGUCCACAUGGGAGUCAUCUUUGCAGAAGGAGCAACUUCCUUCAAACCUUGCCCAUGUUAGAGCAGCCUGAGUGGUGUAUCUGGAGGUUACUUGUAGAGAGCUGGUGUUGGGACUGGAGCUGUACAUCUCUGUCCCAAAGUGUUUCUGCAAAAGUGGGGGGGGGGGGGCAGAAAACACAGCACAUGUGCUAUGUGCUGCUGGCACCCUUCUGCCCCAGAAGAAUGACCAAUGGAGGGAACUGCAGUCCAGCAGCUCUCCCAGAGCCAAAAACUGGCUGUGAGCCAUGUCCCGUCUGCUGCGUAGGUCAGAGAGCUGGAGGAAGUGUUGGUGGGGUGAGUGUUGGGGGAGCUACAGCAAAUUUGGGGAGGAAAGGGGAGCUGUUGAGAGCCUGGAGGCCUAGCUCCUCUCCACCAUCCUUCCCUGCAACAAGAGGUGGCAGGUGAUGGAUGAGUGAACGUGGCAUGUCUGUCCCUUUCCCUGCGCCCCACACCAGAGCUCUGAGCCUGCAGUGCCCAGCAAGCCGAGGGUUCAUCCGGGCUGGAGGAGCACACGUCCUGCCAGCUGUUUUAUUUCCAAGAGGGAGGCUUAACUCUCUCCUGCUCACAGGAAGCCGAGUCCCAUGUGGGAUUUUCACUCACAUUGCCACAGAAACAUUCCUGGAGGCCAUGCAGGCCUCUGCUCCUUGUUGAACUUUCUCUGGCCAGGCAGACACCUUUUCUCUGGUCACUCCACUUGGGUCCAGGCACGUGCUCUGACCCCUUUGCUCGGGAGGGCUUUAGCUGCAUCCUUCCUCCGGGAGGGAGCACAGGGGAUUUUUUGCAGGCUGGGCUUCUCACAGGCUCAAAGUUGGAGAAAGGAGAAGCAGCAGCGACUCUGGGGAUAAUCAGGAUUUUAAAGAAAAUUUUAAAAAUACAAGUAUGGUGACUCUUCCAGACCAAGGACUCUGCACAGGCAUUUGAUUGGGAUUGUCUCUCUCGGUCCUACCUGUGCAUGCUCUUCACGGCUCUCCAGCCAGGGAAGGCAGGAGGAGGCUGCCGGCACCUGAAGCUCUUGCACGCAACCUGUUUGGUGGUGCAAGCCCCAGGACCUGCCCACCAUGCAGUUAACUCUCUUCUGCUGGUUGCUCAAAACUCAGGUAUGAAACGCUCAGCUGGAGCAUGGGCUGCGAGGUCUUUGCAGGUUUCCAACCAGCCCUGGAGGAAUGGCCACCACUGGGCUGCGACAGAGCAGAUCUCCCUCUGCCGCUCCAGACUUCUCAUCGCCUUUGGAGGGGGGGUUUCCUCCUCUUUGGUACAACAUUGGCUAAAUGGACAUUACACAAAUGAUGGACAUUACACAAAUUGUGCACAUUGGUUCAGUCUAAGCUUAGUAUUUGUGAAUUAAGUUAUCUGACGCUUCGCAUGAAAACUUCAAAAAGGGGAGGGGGGGAUUUUAACUGAGAAAAAGCCUAUGAAAAUAUACUGGAAAUAUGGUAAAGAAAUCGACGUUCUGCUGUAUAUUGACAGAAUUAUUUUUAUUAAAAUACAAAUCCAUGUGCAAGA
Harpia harpyja (harpy eagle) is the source of this 9568-nucleotide messenger RNA. RefSeq names its product RAN binding protein 10 (gene RANBP10). The transcript is spliced from 14 exons. Gene Ontology annotation, molecular function: protein binding. The record is from RefSeq and is a predicted model, not a curated record. NCBI's taxonomy places the organism in Eukaryota, Metazoa, Chordata, Aves, Accipitriformes, Accipitridae. Gene Ontology annotation, cellular component: cytoplasm. Gene Ontology annotation, biological process: cell surface receptor signaling pathway; cytoskeleton organization. Bases 170 to 1996 code for a protein of 608 amino acids.